GCUACAGUCGUCAUGCCCAUCGAACAAUCGCAAGGUAAGGUCGUCCUGAAGCAUCCUAAGGGAGCGUCUGCAGAGAUCCUCCUGUACGGUGCUACUGUGCUCUCCUGGAAAGCAGCUUCUGCAACCGAUGUCAUGCCGAAGGAGCGACUCUUUGUAUCAGGCAAGGCUGCUCUAGAUGGUAGCAAGCCAGUCCGAGGCGGCAUCCCAGUUGUUUUCCCGUGCUUUGGGGCUCCUUCUCACCCCGACCACUCAAAGCUUCCUCAACAUGGCUUUGCCAGAAGCGAGACCUGGUCGUUUAGCGACGUGGUACUGGAUAACGAGGCCGGUGUAUCUGUGAGGUUAACACUUCUGCCUAACGACAGUAUUCAAGCCAGGUUUGGAAAACCCUUUGAGCUUGCCUAUGUUGUCACACUCUCCGAACACCAGCUGAGCACCGACCUCCACGUCAAGAACCCUGGCACACCCGGUUCUGCGACCCUAGAAUUCCAAGCUCUCUUCCACAACUAUAUCCGUGCUACGGCUAAUGACGUGCUUGUCACUCCACUCCAAGGCGUGACCUACUAUGACAAAACGGAGGCAACUGACGAGCUUAAAGCUCAGCCCAAGACAGAGACCAGGUCUGGGGUAGACGUGAAGACAUUCACCGACUCAGUGUACGAGAAUGCUGGCGGAAAGUACCAGGUGGCCUGGCCCGGAGGCGGUGUUCAGGUUAAGACCAGGAAUCUGAAGGACGUCGUGAUUUGGAAUCCUCAAGCAGAGGCUGGCUCCAAGAUUGGAGAUAUGGAAGGCGGCGGGUGGGAGAAGUACGUCUGCGUUGAGCCUGGAUAUGUCCGAGGUUUCGUCGUGCUUGCCGGGGGUGAGACUUGGGUUGGCCAACAGGUCCUGACAGUGACCGAUGGCUCACUCGGUGCAAUUGCUCCCGGGUUAUAAGCAAGCAUCGGCGUUGCUAAAGAAGACAAUGUACUAUAUACAACAGAUAUCAGACAUACGCUUG
Molecule: messenger RNA, 994 nt
Organism: Phanerochaete carnosa HHB-10118-sp
Lineage: Eukaryota; Fungi; Basidiomycota; Agaricomycetes; Polyporales; Phanerochaetaceae
Exons: 4
Coding region: 13-930 (305 amino acids)
Biological process (GO): carbohydrate metabolic process
Molecular function (GO): carbohydrate binding; isomerase activity
Source: RefSeq, a predicted model, not a curated record